This is a messenger RNA of Oryza brachyantha (malo sina), 1626 nucleotides long. Its product is annotated as protein ELF4-LIKE 4-like. The transcript is spliced from 3 exons. NCBI's taxonomy places the organism in Eukaryota, Viridiplantae, Streptophyta, Magnoliopsida, Poales, Poaceae. The coding region runs from base 725 to 1078 and encodes 117 amino acids. Gene Ontology annotation, biological process: entrainment of circadian clock; positive regulation of circadian rhythm. The record is from RefSeq and is a predicted model, not a curated record.
AACACCUCCUGUCUCUAGCUUGUUUGGAGUAAUCAAUCGAAGUUGGUUCUUUAUUUGGGGGCCGAUUCAGUUCCCAUUCUUGGCAUCAUCCUCCUCCCCCUUCUCCCCCACAAAGUCUCCCUGUCAAGAUUGUGGAUUAUGGGGUGAUUAAUAUCUUGUCUUUUGGUUGCAUGUAAAUGUGGUGGUGCAGAAAGCAACAUAGGGAAGAGGGGAGGGGUUUGUGUGUGUGUGCAAAUGCAAAUAGGCCCAUAUCUUUAUGGAAUUGGGGCCAGCUUUUGGUGAUUAGAAAAGCUUUGCUUGUCCUCUUGAUCCUCCUCCAUCUUGAGAGAAUAAAAGGGAAGGGGGUGAAGUGGUGGUGCUGGGCAUGGAGAUGUAUGGCCAGUGGCCAUGAUUUCACCUCAGCAUCAGGCUCAGGCCCCUCUUCCUCCUCCUGCCUCCUGCCUCCCAUGCCUUCUGCCUCCCCCCCAAACACUUCCCAAUAGAUUCCAUCCCCUCUCUAUCAUCCUUGGUAUCCACCCCCUUUUUUCUUCUUAAUUGCAAAGGUUUCUGCAGGGAUAACAUUUGUUGGGUCAUACUAGUUCAGUUAGUUCUUGGUCCUGUGCUGCUUGCUGACCGUGGUGCUUGUGUUCUCUAGGAGAAGAUUUGGGAGAGGUGUAGCUAGCUCUGGUGUGUGAGAGAGGUGAAGAACAAGAAGAGGUUGUCAAGCUGAAGCUGAGAGAGAGAGAUGGAAGGUGAUAGCUUCUCAGGGAUGGCCAAUGGCGGUCAGGUGGACAACAAGCUGAUCCAGACAUUCCACAAGAGCUUCGUGCAGGUGCAGAGCAUCCUUGACAAGAACCGGAUGCUCAUCAACGAGAUCAACCAGAACCAUGAGUCCAGGGCGCCGGACAACCUCACCCGGAACGUUGGCCUCAUCAGGGAGCUCAACAACAACAUCCGGCGCGUCGUUGGCCUCUACGCCGACCUGUCGGCGUCAUUCUCCCGCACAAUGGACGCGUCGUCGGAGGGCGACUCGUCGGGGACGCUUCGCUCCUCUGACGGCGCAGGCCGGGCCGGACAGAAGCGUGUCCGGCCUGGCUAGGAUCAGAUGCCAUUCUUGGCAUUUUGAAGCUCAAAUCAAACAGGGUGGGUGAGAAUGGAUGUGAAGAUGAAGGUGAUGGUGAUGGUGCCAUUGCCACUUCUUGAGGACUUCUGUUAGUGCUGUGUAUCAGCUAGGAAGCAGACCUUGUAUGUGUCUCUGAGGUGUUACUAUUAGGCUAGUUACUCUUAAUUUCUUUAUUGACCUCUUCGUCUUCUCUACAAAAUGCCUUUGGAUGAGUCCUAUCAUUACUUUCAUUAGAGAGAAGCAAAACUUUUUACCAUGUAGAAGAAGUUGCUAUGAUGGUGAGAAACAAACGGCAAUGUAGUAGUUCUUGACCAUCUAUCUCUACUCAUGGUUGUCAGCCUUACUGAUAGCGUUUCAGUUGUUGAUUCCUGACUAGAUUCAGGUUGUAGUUAGUAGCAUAUGGAGCAUAUGCAUGCAGUGUUUGCAGCCCUGCAGGUGUGCCAGAUGGUGCAGUUCAUCUCUCACUGGAUAGAUUUCAAUGCCAUUCAGUUCUUAUCUCCCUUACACCAUUGUUUACACUUUGU